CUUACGAUCACAGUCUGGUCGCCAUCACUUCUCCCUGGAACAAUCCAAACUUCACUCACCGACCCUCCUUCACUUUCUCUCGGCAAUGGCGGUGGUUUCCUCUUCUUGCGUCACCAGAAUCUCCGGCGGCACUCUUCCCUCUGCCCUCCGCCGUCCCGACGCUGCCGUCUCCUUUGUCCACCGCCUCAAUUCCUCGGUCCGUCUCGCCUCUUCAUCUUCUCGCCGGCCUCCGAGAGGCGUCGUGGCCAUGGCCGGCUCUGGAAAGUUUUUCGUUGGAGGAAACUGGAAAUGCAACGGGACAAAAGACUCCAUUACCAAGCUUGUCACCGACCUGAACAAUGCGACCUUGGAAACCGAUGUAGAUGUGGUUGUGGCACCUCCGUUUGUUUACAUCGACCAGGUCAAAUCUUCACUGACAGACCGCAUUGAGAUCUCAGCUCAAAACUCAUGGGUUGGAAAAGGUGGAGCUUUUACCGGUGAAAUCAGUGUGGAACAGCUGAAAGAUAUAGGCUGCAGAUGGGUCAUUCUCGGACAUUCUGAGCGCAGACAUGUCAUUGGAGAAAAUGACGAGUUUAUCGGGAAGAAAGCUGCUUAUGCUUUGAGCGAGGGUCUGGGAGUGAUUGCUUGUAUUGGGGAAAAGCUAGAAGAGAGGGAAGCGGGCAAGACUUUCGAUGUUUGCUUUGAGCAAAUGAAAGCUUUUGCUGAUGCUGUACCAAGCUGGGAUAACGUAGUUGUUGCUUAUGAGCCUGUUUGGGCUAUCGGAACCGGCAAGGUGGCGACGCCUCAGCAAGCGCAGGAGGUUCAUGUGGCUGUCCGGGAUUGGCUCAAGAAGAACGUCUCUGAAAAAGUUGCUUCUGAAACAAGGAUCAUAUAUGGAGGUUCUGCGAAUGGAAGCAAUUGUAAUGAGCUUGCCAAGCAGGAAGAUAUUGAUGGAUUUCUCGUUGGCGGUGCCUCCUUGAAAGGUCCGGAGUUUGCGACGAUAGUGAACUCGGUCACGUCGAAGAAAGUGGCGGCUUGAUCUGUCGCGGAGAGGAAAAACUCGUUUUGCCAUAUGGAAGGAAGAGGUCUGAAUGAAACGAACGUAGAGAACGGAGGUUUGAGACUCUGUUUGUUGUUGUUGUUGUUGUUGUUGUAUUUCACAUAAAAAGCUGCCGCUGCCUUUUACCUCUAUUUUUUUCGGAAUAGACAAGAAGUGCUGUCUUCGAUUGAGGCUUAUGCGUGAUCAAACUCGUCACUACUUGUGAAUCUCGAAUAAGAUCUGAUGCGGGGCUAAAGCCCUCUCUGUCUUGGGGGUCGUCGGCUACUUGUUGGAGUUUUUGUAUUUU
Molecule: messenger RNA, 1325 nt
Organism: Tarenaya hassleriana
Lineage: Eukaryota; Viridiplantae; Streptophyta; Magnoliopsida; Brassicales; Cleomaceae
Product: triosephosphate isomerase, chloroplastic-like
Exons: 9
Coding region: 86-1018 (310 amino acids)
Biological process (GO): gluconeogenesis; glyceraldehyde-3-phosphate biosynthetic process; glycerol catabolic process
Cellular component (GO): cytosol
Molecular function (GO): triose-phosphate isomerase activity
Source: RefSeq, a predicted model, not a curated record